UUCUAGACGACGCUUUUUAUAAGGGAACCAUUAUCUGUCGUUGAUUUUUUUUUAUUAAAAAAUUUGAACGAGUAAAAACAAUUUUCUCUGCCUUUGUUUUCACUCUUGACGGUAUUCUUCCGGAUACGCGGUUCUACAUGAAAAGUGUAUAGCCAUUCAGCUUUAUAUGUGAUUUUGUUUUCUAUAAACUUCAUAAUUCAUUGUACUUCUCUUUGAUCUUCAUUUACCUGUUCCAAGUGCUUGACUUUAAGCUACUAGUCAUCACGUUCCUCUUGGCAUGCAACGGCGAUUGUCGUUAAGUGGGACUCCUAAAAAGUCUCUAGCAAGCUCAAAGAGAAAGGGAAAACAAAGUUCUAUCAAAUAUUCUCCUGCGAAUGCUAAGCGUCGUCGAGAUACUCAUGUUUUGCCGGACGAAGAAAUCGAAACCAUUUCUGAUGAAGAAUCCAUACCUGUAAAUUCUAACUCAUCAUUCUUAUGGUUUGAAAAGUACCAGCCUACAAAGUCGUCUGAACUAGCCGUACAUAAAGGCAAGGUCAAUGCUAUUCGACAGUGGAUGAAUGAAUCCUGUCCUUAUAGUCGUUUAUUGGUCUUGUCCGGUCCCUCGGGAUGCGGAAAAAGUACUACUGUUCGUAUUUUGGCUCAUGAAAUGGGUGCUAGCCUUGUUGAGUGGUCAAACCCAAUGGAUACAAGAUCUCAGAACUAUCAAGACUAUAAUACUGAGCAAUUCUCGCUGACAGAAAAGUUUCAACGGUUUAUGUCUUUGGCAGAAACAUAUCCUGAAUUGGAAUUACAUUCAUCAGCAAAAGAUUUGAGGAAAAAGAAUACCAGUGAAAGCAAAAAGUUUGUUCUUUUAGACGAGUUACCAUAUUUGUCAAAACAAACAGGCACUUUACAAAUGUUUCGGGAGGUUCUCCUUUCCGCAUUACAGUCGAGAGGCCAGUACUCAAUCAUCUUAAUUUUGACUGAAACAAAAUCCAUAAAUUCCGAGGGAACUACUUUUCAAGAUAAAGAAAUGAGUUUUGGAACCCAAAUCCUGGGUCCAGAAUUACUAGAUCAUCAUCAUGUCUCUGUGAUCCCGAUGAAUCCUAUCGCUACAACAUUUAUGAAGAAAGCUAUAGAUCUCAUUCUAAAGAAGGAAAAUAUCCCACUUCAAUCCAAGAGUUCCACAUUCAUUCAAGACUUAGUAACUGCCAGCGAAGGUGAUUUGCGAAAUGUCCUGAACGCUCUCCAGUUUUAUUUACCAAGAAAAAAUAAACAGUUUCCAUCGAAAGAAAACAACGGAAAGUAUGAGAGUCAGUCGAGCACCUCUAGAGAAGCUUCCGAAAUGCUGACAAGGAUAUCUGGUAGAAAGGAUUCACUCUACUCGGCACUUACAACAUUCCGAUGGAAAUUGGAGGAUGAUGAUGAUAAACAGAAAGAAUAUCAAAAGGAUAUUGGUUUGGGAAUGUUACAUGCACUAGGUAAAGUCAUCUGGAAUAAACGAGAAGGGGACGACGAAGUACUGUCAUCAAACGCUCAACCCUCGUCCAAUGUUCCAAACGGAAAAGAAGAACAAAGACAAAAAGGAAAUUUAAACUUAUAUUCUGGUUUAUUUACAGAAGCAAAUGCCCUAGAAAAACGCCCAAGCUUGGUGGACGUCAAAACAACGAUUGAGCAGGCAGGCCUUUCAGGUUCCAUGUUUCGAUACGGUAUCUUUGAGAACUAUAUUGAUUCGUGCUUAAACCAAAUGGAAGCCUAUUCUGUGUGUGAUAUUCUAAGCUUCGCAGACACCAUGGCAAUCGAUUACCCGUAUUCGUAUCAGGCAGAUGAAAUGUCUCUAUGGUUUGCUAUUCAAGGGACUCUUUGGUAUCUUCCGUCGCCAGUUCCUCGAAAGUGGAGACAGAUAAAAUUCCAUCGAUGGCGAGAAGACGAAAUUUCCAAUAGACCUUUAGAUGAUUAUUCGGCUAUCUAUGGUAAGUCUUCGACGAUCGAAUAUGUUCAAACAAUCAUCAAUAAUGAAAACCAAGCCUUAGAAGACCCAGACGAUCCGAUUGAAGAAGAUGAUCCUGCUUAACGAAUACAAUAUAUAUGGUCCCAACUUAACUUAUGAAAUAAAAGCCACAAUAUAGAAAACUCAUUACAAUUUCAUAGAAUAGAUUUCAUUCUUUCCUUUUUUUCUUUAACUUAUUUAUACUCCAUUAUCUAUUGUGUAUGGCU
Molecule: messenger RNA, 2196 nt
Organism: Schizosaccharomyces cryophilus OY26
Lineage: Eukaryota; Fungi; Ascomycota; Schizosaccharomycetes; Schizosaccharomycetales; Schizosaccharomycetaceae
Product: RFC like checkpoint protein Rad17
Exons: 3
Coding region: 278-2053 (591 amino acids)
Biological process (GO): DNA damage checkpoint signaling; mitotic DNA replication checkpoint signaling; DNA repair
Molecular function (GO): chromatin binding; ATP hydrolysis activity
Source: RefSeq, a predicted model, not a curated record